Molecule: messenger RNA, 7366 nt
Organism: Gigantopelta aegis
Lineage: Eukaryota; Metazoa; Mollusca; Gastropoda; Neomphalida; Peltospiridae
Product: zinc finger protein GLI4-like
Exons: 19
Coding region: 1271-6262 (1663 amino acids)
Biological process (GO): regulation of transcription by RNA polymerase II
Cellular component (GO): nucleus
Molecular function (GO): RNA polymerase II cis-regulatory region sequence-specific DNA binding; DNA-binding transcription factor activity, RNA polymerase II-specific
Source: RefSeq, a predicted model, not a curated record
GAGAGAGAGAGAGAUGUCCUUUAUUGCUUUUGGAUUCUUCAAACUCAUUGUUGUUCACGCAUGAAUGGCCAGGAUUGGGAGCGACCAGGGUCUCACCCCAGGCUUUUCAGGAAAGAAGAAAAACUUAGAACAACUAUACGGAGCAAUUUUGUGAGUGCAAUAACACCCCCAUUAGAAUAAGAAACAGUGUUGGUGUCACUUCGUCGGUGUGAUAGGAAGGAAGGAUUCGGUUUUUUUAAUUCUUCAGUGUUAGUUUUGGUGUUUCUUGUUUUCAUCAGCCAUGUUGCAUCAAGCAUUCUUGAGAGUGUAGCAAGUUUUGUUUUUUAUCUUUUGUGUUUUUUGUGUGUGUGUAAUUUUUUUUAUCCACAUUGCAAUGAACAGUCAUCUUAUCUUGUCUUUGAAGAGUAUUGACAGUUUUUGUCUCUAGUUUUGUGAUUUGUUUUUUAAAUCCACGUUACAUCAAACAGUCAUCUUGUCUUUGCAGUGUAUUGACAGUGUCUCUGCCCUCCUCGUCUUCGUAAGCUACGGAAGUGGGAUACUAACAGAAAUAGCAGAGAACAGUGUACAGGAUUGGAAGAAAACAUUGGAGUGACUGACUCUAAACAGUUUGUUUGAGAUGCUGUGAUUGUUGGGGGUGUCUUUACGAGUAGCUUCAGUGCCUGGAUGCUUGUUUUAACUGGAUAUCAGUGUAUGGGUGGAUGCAGUGCCUGGAUGCUUGUUUUAACUGGAUCAGUGUACUGGUGUGAGGUACCUGGAUGCUUGGUUUAACUGGAUAUCAGUGUACUGGUGUGAGGUACCUGGAUGCUUGUUUUAACUGGAUAUCAGUGUACGGGUAACUGCGGUGCCUGGAUGCUUGUUUUAACUGGAUCAGUGUUCGGGUAGCUUCAGUGCCUGGAUGCUUGUUUUAACUGGAUCAGUGUUCGGGUAGCUUCAGUGCCUGGAUGCUUAUUUUAACUGGAUCAGUGUUCGGGUAGCUUCAGUGCCUGGAUGUUUGUUUUAACUGGAUAUCAAUGUACAUAUAGCUACAGUGCCUGGAUGCUUGUUUUAACUGGAUCAGUGUACGGGUAGCUUCAGUACCUGGAUGCUUAUUUUAACUGGAAAUCAGUGUACCAGUGUGGGAUGAUGUUGUGUUUUCAAGGAAUGUGUACCAGAAGGUGUUAGUGUUUCAUUUAGUGUGGAUAGUGUUGCCAGGACUCCGCCGCCGCCACCGUCUGUGAUGUUCUACAUUCUUUGAUGGAUGGGAUGAGCUAGUUAGCCGGAUGUCUGAUCUAUGAUGUCCGAGGAAAGCCGGAAUACUCACAUUAAAACUGAGGCGGAGAGUUCCAGUGGCCAGGACCCAGCACUCAAAGAUGAUCCGUCUCAGAAGCUUCGUCGGGUGCCCGUGGUCAGUCGACCGCCCAGUAGCCACAUCACCCGAGUGGACGAAGAGCCGGUCAACGCUGACCGCAGGAAGUCGUGUGAUAGCCAGUCGGUGGAGACGGUGGACCGCGGGGUCGGGCCCACCCCCGCACCGCCCCCACAUGUCGAACACAGGCUGCCCCCUUACUUUGGCAUGCAACCGUUGCUGGAUCCUAGAAAUGGAAUGUUGGAUUCAGCUUAUGCCGGCUUGGGCUACCCAAGUAUCCAGCCUUACACUAUAAACCACCCUCUGGCCAUCAACGCUUCAACUCUUGAGGGCAGAUACCACUGGCCGCCCACGGCACCUUUUCAUCAACCCAUUCCAGGUCUGGCGGCGAGUCCGGCCCAGUCUGAUGUGUCGUUUCUGAGCAUGCGGAGUCAUCUGACGGGAGAACCGGUCACGCACCUGGCGUCUCGCAUCCACUGGGAGCAGCUGCAGCGAAACUACUUCCACAGCCCCCUGUCUGCCCGCAGGUUCAGCCCCACUAGUCUACCAGGUCUACCUCUAGGAAGUACGGGAUCUCUAACAGGCGACUACCUGCCUCCAUCGUUCAGUCAGCGAAGCAUCUUUUCUGACAUUCCGCCCACGCCAGGCAGUGGUAGCAUCACUAUACCAGGCUCCUUGGAAAGUUCUCGAUUAACAAGUCCCAGACCGAGUAUUGUCGGGAAAAACCGGAAACGAGCUCUGUCUCACUCUCCCAUCUCCGACUACUUGGACAUCCAGAGUUUGACGCGCAGUUCCGAGGGGUCGCUGCAGUUAACUCCCUUUCACCAGCACAACUCGCGGAGUUCCAGUGCUGCCAGCGGGUCGUAUGGACACCUGUCUGCAGCUUCUUUUGGAGCAGCCAGCCCUGCCCAUCCCGCGAUGUCUCAUAACCCGUAUUUCCGGCACGGGAGUAUUCCCGGGUCGCCGUUCUUCUACCCAAGCAUGAUGCACCCGAUGAUGGGCCACCAGCCCCUGGGUCACACCAUGCUGCCACCUACCUCACAGACCAUCGGGUCACCCACCAAGUUUGAGCCUCAUAUCACUGGCCACUCUAAAGAUGCUAGCAGUAGUGUGGUUAGUAGUACCAUGGACCCUUCAGCUGAUGUGAAAAAGUCCAAAAUCAAGAAAGAAAUUGAAACACAUCAUGAGGAGUACUGCGACGACGAUGAUGACCAUCACAGUGGUGAAGGUCAUGGGAAGGACGGCCAUAUUCCGCAGGAAGGAGAACCCGACUUCAUCGAGACAAACUGCCACUGGGUCGACUGCUGCUGUGAAUUCGACCUGCAAGAUGAUCUCGUUAAGCACAUAAACCAGGACCACAUCCAGGCAAACAAGAAGCAGUUUGUGUGUCGGUGGACGGACUGUAACCGGGAGGAGAAACCCUUCAAGGCUCAGUACAUGCUUGUCGUGCACAUGAGGCGCCACACAGGAGAAAAACCACACAAGUGCACGUUUGAAGGCUGUUCAAAGGCUUACUCACGGCUGGAGAAUCUGAAGACUCACCUGCGCUCACACACGGGAGAAAAGCCAUACAUGUGUGAGUUUCCCGGUACAAAUCAAAAUUAUUACAGCAACGCUUCAGACCGCGCCAAGCAUCAGAAUCGGACCCACUCAAACGCUAAACCGUACGUGUGUAAAGCAAUUGGGUGCACGAAGCGCUACACGGAUCCCAGUUCCCUGAGGAAGCACGUGAAAACCGUGCAUGGUCCAGAUUUCUAUGCAACGAAGAAACACAAGGGAAAUGAUAUGUCCUUCAACUGUAACACAAAGAAAGAAGAACAGGAUCAGGAUAACAAUGAAGAUGGGAACACAAAGAAAGUUGAAGAAUGUCUCACAGUGACAUCGUUACAAACCGUCCAAUCAGGGGAGAGGCGAAGGUCACAGGGAAAUGUUGGCUCCUCUGUGACACAGACCCAGUCAUCCCCCGACAGCAGCCCUGAGGUGAACGUCACAUGUAACAGCAACCACCACACGGAGAGUGUAGAGGAGCACAUCACCAGUGGCAAUGGCACCAACAUCGUGUCUGGCUCGCUGGAGGAGGAAGUGGACAUCCCCGAACCAGACGAGGCAGAGUUGCCCGGGUCCGAGUCUCUGCUAGUGAGAAGAAACCAGCGCAACACAAUGCAGAACAAGAUGAAAGGAAGGAUAACCAACAAGACUCUGAAUGUGCCAAGUUACCCACAGCUUCCCGCCAUCAGUCCAAAUGGUCCAGGUGGCAAUAACCAGCAGUCAUUCACCGACCUCAAUAACCGAAUGACACAGAUCAAGGGAAGUCCACAACACAAACGUAUCAAUGAUCUCACUGGGAGGAACGAACUUCUUCCAACCCAACCACUCAUCUAUGACAACAGCCGGCGGGACAGCAACGCCAGCACGCUGAGCUCCUACAUGAGCAGCAUGCGAUCGGAUGCCAGCCCCUUCAUCACGGGAUCUCAGUUCGGUUCGCAGUUCUCCAGUCGCAGAUCGAGCGAGGUGUCGCAGCGACUCAGCAUAGCCAACUCACCGUAUGAGUACGACAUCACGGGCAAUCUACCCAACAGCUGCUCACGUCGUUCCAGCGGCUCCAGCGGUGGCAUCAGCACCAUGGCCGCGCAGAUGCAGAAGGCUCACCUCGGCAGCUACCCCAACCUCGUGGUGCAGUCCCAGUCGAAGGCGCUGCGGAGCCCGUCGAGUAAAUACAGCCAGGAGAGGAUCGCCCGAUUCCUGGCUGCCCGGUGUGAACUCGACGGGGCCAGGACAGGCACGCCUACCCGGACACCCCUCCCCCACGAGAUCCCAAACAGGGAGGUGCGUAGAGCGAGUGAUCCCGUUCGGACAGUCGAUCCCAAUUUCCGCGAUCUGAAGCGCUUGCAGCGAUUCCACAGCCUGAACAUGAUGAAGCCGUUGCCGGUUCCGUCCAGCAUGAAGAGUUUACACAAGCGCAUCGGCUCCAACAACACGUUCAAUUCAUCGCGGAGCAGCAUCGCAACAGAUGUCAGCCUCCCCGAGGAUCCCGAGUACCACUCUCCCGGGACAGGCAUGGAUUUGGAUCACGAUGCCGCACUGGAGGAGAAGAUGCUGGAGGAUAACGAGGAUAUGAUAAUCCCCGACGACAUGCAGAGAUUCCUCAUAGAACACUAUGGAGGACAGAUGCCGCCGAUGUUCGAAUACCAGGAAGUGGAUCAGGGAAUGCCGGGCAAAGGGAACACCCAGAACUGUCAGAACCACAGUCCCAAUGCCGGCCAGUUCCCUAACCAGCAGCAGAUGACAACGACUCCCAAUAACUACAACAACAUGCAGGUUCAGAGUUACUAUGACAACCAGGGCAUGAAUAAUGGCAUGAUGUGUGGAGGUAACGGCGGUGGAGAGUUUGUUGGUGGUGGUGGUGGUGGUGGUCAGAGUGGCAGUGCGAUGCAGCAGGGCUGGAACCAGGGUCAAGGUUUCGAUGGGCAGAAUGUGGCUAACAUGCAGAUGAGAAACAUGCACAUGCAGUCCAACGGAAACCAGAUGUCUCAGCUUAGUCCGAAUAUGGUGAUGCAGAAUGCGAACCUGAUGCCUCCUCCAAGCAUGGUCAGUCCUCAUCAGGGGAAUAUGUUGGGAGUUCUACAUGAAAAUGUGGCUGCUCAGAGUCCUUCAGGAAACAUGAAUCAGUGGCAGAUGAUGAUGAAUCAAGGUCAGGGAGCAAAUCCUUGUCACGGUCCAGGAUCAAAUCCCUGUCCUGGUCAGCAGGGGAUGAACCCAUGUCAAGGUCAGCAAGGGUCAAAUCCAUGUCAAGGUCAGCAAGGGUCGAAUGCAAGUCAAGGUCAGGGAAUGAUGAAUCCUCAGCAGAUGUAUCCUGUUCCGCCGUCGAUGCCGAAGACCCAGCAGCAGAAUCUGAGACAGAUGCACAUGCAGCGACAGAAGUGCGAACGGACUAGUCCGCAGGUCCAGGUGCCGCACAUUAGUCAGUCUCAAAUCCCUCCCAAUGCUAAGGCAGCACACCGGCUUAUGAGACAGCAGAUGCUUCUGCAUCAGCAACAGCAGCAGCAGCAACAGCAGGGGAUUGUUAACACUCCUGGCAACUUUAACCAGAUGACGUUUCAACAACAGAAGCUGUAUCCAGGCAUGCAGGCUGGAGGUAUGACGAAUGCCAUGCCACCUCCUCAAGUGCCCAUGUCUUUUCCUCAGCAGAUGACGCAACAACAGAUGUACCCAAACAGUAUGGUUGCAAACCAAAAUGGUAUGAUCGGGAACCCAAAUGGUGUGGUUGGCAACCAAAAUGGUAUGGUCGGGAACCAAAAUGGUAUAGUCGGCAACCAAAAUGGUAUGGUUGGCAACCAAAAUGGUAUGGGUGCUAAUCAAAACAGAAUGGUUGCCAAUCAAACCGGUUUGGUGGGCAGUGGUAUGAACGUAGGUCUGAAUCGAUUGGUACCAAAUCCAGCAGCCAUGAUGCCGAACCCACCCAACGGCAUACCUGUCAAUCAAAACAGUAUGGGGGGCGGUCAGACUGCUGGCCUGCCAGCCAAUGGGCAGGUUCGAUCCAACUGUGGUUUAGUGAAUCAAAACAAUCCGUUCACGCCGUUGGAAAUGUCUCCGGGUUGUAACCAGGUGACCAGCUCUACAGACUGCGUGGACCAGGAGACGCAGGGAGCACCCAUCGAGGACUUCAUGGACAAUCUGACGUCCAUAUCGACGGAGAACAUCAUGGACAACAUCAGGUCAAUAUCGACGGAGAAUCUUACCGGUGGCGCAGUCGCAAACAGUGGUAUGUACAGUCCUGCUAUGAUGAGCAAUCGGUCGAGCUCGCAGACGUCUCGGUGCAACCCAGUUUUAAACAUGAACAACAUGGUCGUUAAUGAUAUGAGUUCUGUGCUGACACAGUUGGCCGAGGAGAAUAAAUACUUGAGCAUGAAGCAGUGAACUUACGUUCUCUCGCUGCAAAGAUUAUGGGAAUUCCAGGCUCGUUAUAUUGGUGCAGGUAUUUUUUGUUUUCUCUUUUUGAAUAUCCUACUGAAAAUGGAAGUUCGUUUUGUGCAACGAGAGUACGGUGUGGAGAUGUUCCUGUUUUUUCUUUGUUCUUUUUUUUUUAUACAUAUAGUGGUUAUUUUUAAGUUCAUGAAAAUGGAAGCUCUUUUUCGAGAGAAAAAAAACUGUGUUGGAAAUACUACCAAGAUCAUUGGAUUUCCUCGUUAUAUAGAUAAUUUUUCACUGAAAAUGGAAUUUCUUUUCUGAACACAAUUAUGAUGGAUAUAAUAUAUGUGCGAGAUCGUUAGAAUUCCUCUUUAUUUACCGUAGGUACAUUUAUUACUGUUAUUUUUUCAAUGAAAAUCUAAGGUUUUUAAAAAUAUAUAUUGGAGAUUGUUAGAUUAUCUUAACAUUUAGAUGAUCUUUCCACUGAAAGUGAAAAUUCAUUUUUAAACGAAUGUAUGAUGGAUUCAUUCAUAUUGUUGUACGUGUCUCGUUCAUGUACUCUUGGGUUUGAGAAAAUACAAAAAUGCAUUUCUACAUUGUGUGUGCAUUAUGUGUAUAACCUACAUAUUAUUUGACAUGUGUGACAAAAGUGCUACAUAUUUUUGUUUAACGUGUUUCCUGAAAGGAUGGAUGUCGAGAUUAUAGUUCAUAUAUUUACUGGAAAAUACUGGAGAUUUUCACAUUGAAACUGCAUGUUUUCACUUUCAUAAUAUUUACUUAGCAUGUGACUGUCUUUGGUUCAGCAGAAGUACACGUAAGUAUAUAUAUACGGUAUUAAUGUGUUUCAUUUUUCAUACUAUUUACAUUGAAAAUGAAGUGAUAUAAUUGGGUCGAGAUUUUAACUUCUUCACACUCAUUUUCGCUGAAUAUGAACAGUGUACAUUCAAGAUUACCAGAUCUUAUGAAAUCAUUAUAUUUUAAUGCCAAUUUUUCUCUCUAAAAAAUGAGUCCCAGUUUUAGUUCUCUUUUUAAAAAUGAAAUUUAUGAAUUUAUUAUUUGUAUAUUGGUGUCAAAGACAGUGUACUUUUAGGGGCCAUCCAUAAUUUUCACGUG